Bipolaris maydis ATCC 48331 is the source of this 462-nucleotide messenger RNA. The record is from RefSeq and is a predicted model, not a curated record. NCBI's taxonomy places the organism in Eukaryota, Fungi, Ascomycota, Dothideomycetes, Pleosporales, Pleosporaceae.
AUGAAGUCGUCCCCUCAGCCUCCAAUUGCUUUUCCUACUUGUAUCCUCUGCCUUAUCAUUACGCCUUCCACAGCAGGUGCAUUGCACUCUCUCGCCAUAACCUCCUUCUCGCACUUGAACAACCGCUCAUCUCUCACUGCCCCUCUGCAUGAACAUUCCCUCCUCUCAUACCUCCACUACCACGGCAUAAACAUGUUUCCCGUUCUGCCGUCCAUUGUCCUUCUACUGUUCUUCCAUACGCCCAUCGGCAUAAACACGUUCAAUUUCCACCUGACACACGCUUACCCUGCACCUUGGUUAACAUCCCUCCACACCAACCAAACCCAACCAAUCACAGCCACCGCAAUGUUUCAAACCACAGAGGCAAAAGUAACCAUGCCUCUUGUUUUUCCAUGUACUGUGUCGCGACAUGCCAUGACCUCACUCAAAACCAUACUCGACCUCAUUUCCUGGCGGGGCUGA